Messenger RNA from Saccostrea cuccullata (small rock oyster), 2439 nucleotides. RefSeq names its product serine-rich adhesin for platelets-like. The transcript is spliced from 6 exons. The coding region runs from base 406 to 2376 and encodes 656 amino acids. The record is from RefSeq and is a predicted model, not a curated record. Lineage: Eukaryota; Metazoa; Mollusca; Bivalvia; Ostreida; Ostreidae.
UGAACAACUUGAAUGUCACUACAAGCUUCUAUACUAAUUUUAUUAAUCAUGGCUUGCUGUUCUUGAGAAGAUUUUGGCCCUUUCGUACUCAAGGGAGUCAGAUUUGACCAGAGUGGAAUACAAUUUUUCACUUUUUACAAAAAUUUCAGCUUCUAAACCCGCUUAUAUUGGACUUCAAGAAAUUGAAAGGCAUCAUCGAAUGUUAGUCAUUAAAGUUCUGGGUUGACAGCGGGUCAUAUUUGCUCCCAUCUUAAUUCACGGUGUCAAAGCGUUGUAAUCGCUUUCCACACCCAUUAUUUUACAAUUUAUCUCAAGUACUGUUCAUUCAAGGAGAGUAAUAAAAUAUUUAUAUAUACAUUAGAUAAAACAAUAGUUAGUCAAUUUUUCUUCAUCCACAUUGGAACAAUGGAUGUUCAUAUUUUCUUUGUUGUUUUAUCCGUUGGGGCUCUUGGAGAAGUUCACAUAAACGUAACAAAUUCUAUAAACCUUGGACAAGAAGACCUGACCGUUGCAUGUCGGUACAUCACAAACGACCCUGCAGUAACCGAUGUUAACUCAAUCCAGUUAUAUCGCAACACCUCCGGGCUGCUCGGCUCAGAAGAAUCAAAGACAGUUUCUAUAGUGUAUGAUCGUGGUUCCAACGCAGGCCUCAUAUCAUGGCAAGAUUCUGGAGUAGAAAUCAGAGCCAACAUUUCAGGCAACGUCGACUCCCUGUUGUCAUCAAUUCUUCUUUUACAUAUUCCCGCCAAUCAAGUGCUAUGCGAAGACGGCGCCACCUAUCGGUGUGAGUUUUCAGUGACUAGAUCAGGAUCCCCUCUUGUUGAAUUUAAUGAUGCGACCAUCCUAACCAGAGAGGGUCCCAAGGACAUUUCGUUUUCAACAUCGUCUUCUGAACAAGAACUUUUUUCGAACGCCACCUUCACUUUAUACCCAGCAAACACCUCCGUUACUCUAAUCUGCAAUGUAACGGUCGGUUCGCAACCACUAUCCAUGCAGCUUUGUUUUAAUAGUGAUUCUGAACACAGUGAAACAGGAUUUGUUCCAUUAAAUAUGUCCAGUAUUUCUGAUUCGGGGAUCAUGGCAAAUGGAGCAUGUAAUAAUUUCAGAGAAUUUCAUUUCGAAUACCACUUGGGAACAAACGUCACUGCUACCUUCCUCUGCUUAACUGGCCAAAACACGACAUGUGCGAAUGGAAUUGUGGAAGGAUCCUUCACAAUAUCAUCUGUAGAAACACAUCAAACAACAACAAAUAAUCCUAGUAGUCCGGAGACGGAAACUUGGUUCACUGCUUCUGAACCCCAGAACGGGACAUUGUUCACAACAGAUGAACCAAUUACAGAGACCAGUGAAGGCGUUACAGGAAACGAUGUCUUGCUCACAUCCAUUGAAACUGAUACUGAGAGCGAGUCCUGGGUCACGGCUACCCAACCUGAUACAGAGAACGGGACCUGGUUCACAACUAACGAGGUCGAUACAGAAUCAUGGACCAGCACGGAGUCGAACCCAGAGAACCACACCUUGUUCACAACCACUGAAUUCAGACAAGAAAACGAGACAUUAUUAUCAUCCACCAUUGUUUUAUUUUCGACCAGUUCGGAUAUCGAAGAUUUAUUAACGACUGUAGAAUCUAGCUCUGAAAAUUAUCAGAAUGCUUCAUUACCCACUGUCACACAACCGGAUUCCACAAAUGGCAGAACUACGGACAAUGAAAUGGUGUCCCAAUCCACAGAACCAAACCUUCCUGAUAAUGGAGGAUCAACCGAGGAUGUCACGAGUCAUGUUAUGGCUACAGAGACUGUACACGCAAUCACAGAGGAUUUGUCAACAGACAUCAUGAAUAACUCGACAUCCAUAUCAGUUGUAACCGAGAAUACAUCACAACAGACAACAUCAGAAAAAGAAUUCACCAACUCUUCUCUAGCUCCCAUUACAACAAAUUCUUUUUCUACGCUUACAGACUUCAAUUCCAAUGAGGAAACAUCAGAAGACACGACACUUGUAUUCAGUACCAUGGCUACAGAAACGAGUUCUAUCGAUUCCAUUGGAGACAUGACUUCGUCUUUGUACCACAGCAGUACAAUUUCCAAUAACACUGGUACUACCAGAAGUAGCAUCAUAAGUUCUUCCCAGGAAGAUUCAACAAGUUCAACGCUUUUAACGACAUCUUCUGAUUCACCAAACACACCGUCUUCCACAACAAUAGGUGCUCCCCUCACUUCUACAACAGGUACUCCCUUCACUACAACAACCCGCGCCCCUGUUACUUCCACGCCCGGCAGAGAGACCACUACAGGUGCAAGUUUCCAGAAAGCUCGCUCUUCCGUUCUAAAUUCCAACGCCUAUUUGCUCGUGAUUGUUUGUAUUUUACUAGCUUAGUAUACACUGCAUCAGAUGUAUGCUGCGAGUUACUUGUACGAGGUCCCCAAGUCUAAACGAUCA